Molecule: messenger RNA, 2176 nt
Organism: Stereum hirsutum FP-91666 SS1
Lineage: Eukaryota; Fungi; Basidiomycota; Agaricomycetes; Russulales; Stereaceae
Exons: 5
Source: RefSeq, a predicted model, not a curated record
AUGACAAUUGCUAAAGUGUUCCAGGGCAAAAUUUCCACAAAAUUUCCACGGCGCAGUCAUGGUUCGGUGAAAAAGGUCAGCAUCCCUAUCCACCACCUGCCAUCCGAGGUAGUCGUUCAUCUCAGCAAACACAUCGAAUCUGCGGCUUCCGAACAGGUUAUGAGCACCACUCCCAUUGGUCAUGGAAGACGAUGGCCCGGGUCAUCGAAACGGCCGAGGUUUCUAAACGAUGCGUUCAAGGCAGCGGUUCGCUACCCGCGAGAUUAUGAUUCCUUCGUACCCGCGUCCGACCUCAGCAUCGUCGAAUUCAUUGCUAUGGACUUACCACGGGUCUCCACCACGCCCUCUGUCGACUUUGUCGACGAAUUAUUCUCCUUCGAGCCAGCCUUCGCCGAACCCUUACCGAUCUUAGCCAUUGAUAUGCCUCCCGCCGAUCUCCUUCACAAAAUUUGGGACAUGCUCCCGCAAAAAUGGCUAGAUGGCUAUCAAUCUAUUCGUGGGCUUUCUUCGCACUACAAUAUUCCUUUCUGCAUAAUCUCCCUCUGGAUGGACCUUCUAUCCGCUACGACCAUGCAGCCCCGAUGGAUGCGAGCUUACUCCUGGUUUCAUAACAUUGCACUCCCUCUCCCCGUUCCGGCUCAUCUCUCAUACAUUCCCAACGCGAUUGAACGUUUCUUCGAGGUCAUGGGAUGGGACGUUCAUCUGUGUGGUCCCUCGUCCUUGAAGUCGACACACCUCAUUGAGCUUUUUGGACGAGGGAUGCUUAGCGGGAGAAUUGUUGAGAGCGGCAUGGAGAUGUUUCGCAACUGGGCCUCGCAAGAUCCCGGCCUCCGCACUGUCCAGGUCGAAACAUUCGAUUUUCAAUACCCGUUUACCGUCAAAGACAUCGACUGGUCGACCUUCGCCGACGACGACCACCACAGUCACUUCGGAUACCUCCGUACGAUCGCUCAGGCCAUCCGUAGUUCUCACAUCACCAAGAUCAUCGCUCCCAUCCACAUUCCCAAUGUCGACCACUUCUCGGCAGCUUCAAUCGACUUUGUAGAUGGCACCAUUAGCUACGGUGAUGGCCUCGGGUUCUCUAUGCCGGGGCGAGAUUUUGAGGGAGUUAGGAAUUUAGGAGAGAAGGCGGGAAAACCCUUACUUCACUCGUGGCGGCAGAUGGAACGACCGGUGCAGGAUGAUGGAUUUUCUUGCGGGAUCAUUGCGUUGAAUGUUUGCGAGAAAGAGCUCUGGCCACAGACACGGUUAUGGGAGUCUGCCACAAAGGACUUCGAGAGGAUUGAGUUUGCACUUCUCCUUGCCACAGGAGCGGGAUGCUCUUAUUCUUUGGAGGAUUUUGGAGUCAACUCAGACAUCAUCACCGCACGUCAUGAUGGUCGUCGUGCUGCUCGCACGCCACUUACUCCUUCACAACGCUCGGAUUUGAUUCCUCCUCCUCCUCCUCCUCCUCCUCCUCCUCCUCCCAGCCAACCAAUCUCCGCAUCGACGUCAUCUUCAGAACCCGAGAGCGACGAGUGUGAGGGGAGUGAAUGGGACAUGUUGUAUGAUGACGGUGAGGAGGAUGCACUGUUGUCUACGUUACGUGAUCGUGCUGCCGUUGAGCGUCUGCAACAUCAACUUUCAGCUGCCGUCACACUGCCCGCACAUGUUUCAAGGACUUCAGGGUGUUCCGCCGCCGCAGACAUAAGGACACCAUCCCUGUCAUCUCCCAUAUCGACAUCUCAGAAACGCUCUGUUAGGAAAGCCAACUUUCCAUUCACUCGGACACCCGGUCCCGUCCCAACAUCCCGCUUCGACGAGCCUUACGACGAUGACGAACUCAGUGAUGCUGACUCAGACGGGCUCGAUGACCUAGACGACUUAUUCCGUAUCUUAGCCACUACGCCCGCCACUCCCUUGGCCUCUAGCGACGUAGAGUUGGAUGUGGCUCAGAUGGACGUUGAUCGCCAUCCUUCAUCCGUGUCUCAGCUACCAACAGCUGCAUGUACACCUAUCGCUUCCACACCGCAUGUCAUCGACACUUCCAAGGAUUCCGUCUGGUCUCAUGCCGUCGAUAGCCACAAUCGCCUCAUCCGAGCCCUCCCAUCCAGAGUCAAUGACGAUCGUCUUCAGCAGUCCAGUCUCCAGUCGUUCUUCCCAAAACUCACUCGCGAGGAGGCCGAGACGAGACGCU